Zerene cesonia (dogface butterfly) is the source of this 555-nucleotide messenger RNA. RefSeq lists its product as uncharacterized. NCBI's taxonomy places the organism in Eukaryota, Metazoa, Arthropoda, Insecta, Lepidoptera, Pieridae. Gene Ontology annotation, molecular function: protein kinase A regulatory subunit binding. The transcript is spliced from 4 exons. Bases 1 to 555 code for a protein of 184 amino acids. The record is from RefSeq and is a predicted model, not a curated record. Gene Ontology annotation, cellular component: cAMP-dependent protein kinase complex.
AUGAAUUUACGAGAAAUCAAAUCAUAUGAAGAGGAAGCUAUAGAUACCGUUGUAUCUGUUAUCAACAGGGCCAAGGAGUCUCUGGGAGUGCGGCAGACUUUGAAGCAAUUGGCGAAAACACGCGAUCUACUCUCACCGCCAGCCAAAGUAGCGCUGACCACUCUAAAGUGUCCCCUCGUCACCAAUGGCGAGGAACUGAUAAGAAAUGCGAUUGACAAGGAUUGGAAGCUCACUGAGACCUUAUUGUAUAAGCUGGUGUACCAAGGAAUGUCUAGAGACGAAUGCUCUCAAUAUUAUUAUUUUGAGGCAAUCUUCAGCCAACCCACAGUGCAAUAUCCGAUCCCACAAGCAACAGCCUCCGUGUUUUUCAGAAUCGAAGAUAAACUGAUUGAACCACCUGAGAGUAAAGGUGUUCCCAUGAUGGUGUUCAGGGUGGAGGGGCACCACCGUAGCCAUGACGUGCGCUAUGUGCGACUCUGUGUGGACUGGAUCCUGGGAGUCAUCAAAAUGAAGAUCAAACUGUUUGAAAGAAUUGAAAAUAUUGUACUCUUUUAA